AUGAAACGAACAACACCUACUGAAGCAAAUAAAUUAUACAUUAAAAUACAAGCUGACACAAAAUAACUAACAAAUGAACUACGCAAGAAUAGAGAUUACUAUGGCAAUGGUGAUAUAUUUACGCAAAGAAACGUAGAUCUCGUCAAUCAAUAUCUCGUUACAAUAGAUGCUUACUGUAUGAAGGAUCUUAAAAGAUUAAAAGUCAAGGAUUUUCCACCUUAGCAUACUUGGUUUAACAGUAAACCUUUAUCUUUUAAUACAGAACUUAAAAACAAAUUGGUAUUAAUUGAUUUCUGGACAUAUUGCUGUAUAAACUGCCUGCAUGUACUACCUGAUAUAGAAUACCUUGAAAAUAAAUUUGCAUCAGAAAAUAGCAUUGCUUUUAUGGGAUGUCACAGUGCAAAAUUCUUAAAUGAAAAAGGAAGUACAAAAGUAAGAGAUGCAAUAUUGAAAUAUGAAGUUAAGCAUCCAGUCAUAAACGAUGAUAAAAUGAUGGUAUGGAGAGAUUUUGAACGUCGGAGCUGGCCAGGAAUCAUUAUUGUUUCGCCAAGAGGAGUGCCUAUAAUGAUUUUAAAUGGCGAGGGUUACAGGGAUGUCCUUGAUCUCUUUCUCUCAAUUGCUUUCGAUUUUUAUUAUGACAAAAUGAAUCAUAAGCCAACAAUUCAGAUAGAGCUUGAAGAAACAAAAGCAACAGCCUCCAAAAAAAACCAGUAACUUUCAACUGAAGAACUGACUGCUUAAGCUCAGAAUCUGAGAUUCCCAGGGAAAUUAUUAUGCAUCGAAAAAUAAAAAGGACUGGAUAGCAGUCUGCUGAUAAUAUCAGAUACAGGUAAUAACAGAUUAGUACUGGUUAAUGAGGAAACACAUGAUUUUAUUGCCACUAUUGGUAACGGAAAAAUUGGACUUGUUGAUGGAGGUUAUGAUGAAGCUAGUUUCCAUCAUCCAUAGGGAAUGUGCCAUGUUUACAGAGACAACAUGCACUUUGUAUAUUUAUGUGACACCAAGAAUCAUGCAAUCAGAGAAAUUAACAUAUCGAAGAAAGAGGUAUUAACAGUAAUUGGAACCGGAGAAAAGGGAUUUGAUAGAGAUGGAAAUAAGGAUCCUGAAGUAUAGAAACUAUCCAGUCCUUGGGAUAUUGUUGCAGUGAAUAGAGAUACAUUACUAAUAGCAAUGGCAGGGGUUCACUAAAUAUGGGCACUCAAUUUAAAAACUAACAGAUGCUUUAAUUUCAGUGGAUCAGGGAAAGAAGGAAAUCUUAAUCAUAAAUAUGAUUUGAAACUAACAGAAUGGGCACAGCCAUCUGGUCUAAGUUUAGGAGUAAUCUCAAGCACUAAAGUAGAAUUAUAUGUAGCUGAUUCUGAAUCAUCUUGUAUAAGAGCGAUAAACAUGAAAUCUUUGAAAUCUACUAGAGGUAUAGUUGGUGGUGAUACCAACCCUAAAAAUCUGCAUGCGUAUGGAGAUAUAGACGGUCAAGCUACAACAGCGAGACUAUAGCAUCCACUUGGAGUCCAUUUUAUUAGUGAUAAAAAUGUAGUAUUAGUUUCAGAUACAUAUAACCACAAAAUUAAAGUAAUUGAUCCAUUUAGAAAUGAGAUUUUUACUUGGCUUGGAAAUGGGAAGGCCUCUCUUAAGGACGAGAGUACUUUCAAUGCUUCUUUUAACGAGCCAAGUGGUUUUGGAUCAAUUUAUGAUGCUAAAGCUCAAGAUGUUAAGAUUUACAUAGCUGAUUGCAACAACCACUGUAUAAGAUCAGUUAUUUAUGAUUAGGGAGAGACAAAAACAGUUGAAUUCAAGGGUAUUCCACAUGCAGAAGCCACUCCAGACAACGAGGAAACAGAGGGGACUACUAAUAAGAGUGGUGCUAAUGAUGAGGACUUAAUGGGUCUUGAAUGUGACGGCAACCAAUGUUACCCAAAGUUCUUUUGA
Molecule: messenger RNA, 1926 nt
Organism: Stylonychia lemnae
Lineage: Eukaryota; Ciliophora; Spirotrichea; Sporadotrichida; Oxytrichidae
Source: the annotation of a GenBank genome assembly